Leguminivora glycinivorella is the source of this 507-nucleotide messenger RNA. RefSeq lists its product as uncharacterized. Bases 1 to 507 code for a protein of 168 amino acids. The record is from RefSeq and is a predicted model, not a curated record. Lineage: Eukaryota; Metazoa; Arthropoda; Insecta; Lepidoptera; Tortricidae. The transcript is spliced from 4 exons.
AUGGUGAAGUCUCAGUCUCAGUCUCAAGGUUCUAAUACUAGAAUUAAUGAGACAGAGAACGGUUACGUUGAAGAAAAGGUUACGUUGAUAGAGAGAAUUCCACAUCUAAAGCGAUUUUGUCUCUGCUUCAGCUUGAGAUUUGGUUCUCUAUUUAUUGGUAUCUCAGGAAUCAUCCUCGGCAGUGUUUCCUUUCUCGCAUAUCUUCUCUUCAUAGGUCGUUCAGAGCUCAAUCUGGUCACUGUGAUUAUGCUGAUGAUGAUGGCUUUGUUCGCGCUCGCCAACAUCAUGUUUAUCAUCGGCUCAGUGUUAUUGGUUGUGGCCACGUGUGUUGAAAGCCCCGAUUUAAUUCCUGCUUAUAUUUGGAUAAGCAUAAUCUACUGGAUGAUUCAGUUGAUACUGGGCAUUUUCAUUCCAAUAAUUUUGAUACUAGAAGGUGGCAAAUCGUUCUUUAUCGGAUUAGAGCGGCAGACAAAUACGCAUCGGCGCAAGCUCUCUGGGGAUUCCUGA